Molecule: messenger RNA, 712 nt
Organism: Stegodyphus dumicola
Lineage: Eukaryota; Metazoa; Arthropoda; Arachnida; Araneae; Eresidae
Source: RefSeq, a predicted model, not a curated record
CCGGUUCUUCCAACUUGUCCCAUUCACAUGGCGAAAAAGCAUUAACUGCUUCUCCGAAGGAAGGUAGAAUACUCCUACCUCUAUGGAGCAAGGCAAAUGGGGAUAUUUCCCAUGCUGCAUUGCGCGAAUCCGCGGUUAAUUUGUAAACAACAUGGCUGACGUUCAGUUGACUGCUCGGUGGACUGUCAGCGAAACAAUCGCUUUAAUUGAAAUCUGGGGGUGCGAUAGCAUCCAGAAAAAAUUGGAUGGAACAGUACGCGAUACUGAAAUUUAUAGACAAAUACAGAAAGAAUUAUCUGAUGCUGGCUAUUCCAGAAAUACGGUUCAGAUUAAAACAAAAGUAAAAGCGCUGAGACGAGAAUAUCGACUGCAGCGAGAUAAAUUAAGACUGUCUGGAGCUGGUGGAAAAAUUACUUUUCGAUUUUAUCAUGAAAUGGAUAAAGUUCUAGGUUCCAGAGAUGCCUCGAAUCCCGGCCUGAUAACGGAAACUGAGAUUCUUGGAUUGGAAGAGUCAGUUCCAUCUGAAAUGUUGAAUACUUCCGAAGAAAGUUUUUUGUGUAUGGAUCAUCAAGGAACUGAAAUGUAUGAACAGUCACAAGAGUGUUCGCCAAUUCCUCCAACUCCUAGUUCACAUUUUUCUUCAUUGAAUGGGCAACGUUCUUUCCCGGCGACGGAAGAAAAAUCUGAAGGAUGUGAUAGAAAAAACCAUUGA